GUUAUAAAGCUGGCUCUUUUCCCCACUGUCAAAGAUAGACAGAGGAUCGAACAUGUCUGCAAAAGAAAGACAAAAAGGGAAGGUGACCAAAGACAGCGUUACCUUGUUGCCUUGCUUCUAUUUUGUUGAGCUCCCGAUCCUGGCGUCGUCAGUGGUCAGCCUGUACUUCCUGGAGCUGACGGAUGUGUUCAAGCCUGUGCGCUCGGGCUACAGCUGCAAUGACCGCAGCCUGAGCAUGCCCUACAUCGAGCCCAUGCAUGAGGUGGUGCCAUUCCUCAUGCUGUUCAGCCUGGCCUUCUCUGGACCUGCUGUCACGAUAAUGAUUGGAGAAGGGAUUCUGUACUGCUGCCUAACCAGGAGAAGAAUCGGAGGAGGAGGGGGUGCGGAGGCCAACAUCAAUGCAGCUGGCUGCAACUUCAACUCCUACAUCCGCCGAGCCGUCAGGUUUGUAGGGGUUCACAUAUUCGGACUCUGUGCCACCGCCCUCAUCACCGACAUCAUCCAGCUGUCGACCGGCUACCACGCGCCCUACUUCCUCACCGUCUGCAAGCCCAACUACACCACGCUCAACACCUCCUGCGAUGAGAACACCUUCAUCAUGGAGGACAUCUGCUCUGGAGCCGAUCCGGCUGUCCUCAACGCGGGCAGGAAGUCUUUUCCAUCCCAGCAUGCAACCCUGGCAGCCUUUGCGGCCGUGUAUGUCUCUAUGUACUUCAACGCUACCCUGACGGACUCUACCAAGCUGCUGAAACCCCUGCUGGUCUUCUCCUUCAUCAUAUGUGCCAUCAUCUGCGGACUGACUCGCAUCAUCCAGUUCAAAAACCACGCCAUAGACGUCUACUGUGGCUUCCUCAUAGGAGGCGGGGUAGCCGUCUAUUUAGGCCUGUAUGCUGUAGGCAACUUCCAACCCAGUGAGGACACCUCGAUCCAGCAGGUUCCGGUCCGAGACCCCAUCCGUUCGCUGACAGACCUCAGCCAGGAGGUGGGACGCCACCUCCAGGUCAAGAACGGGGGCGGAGGCGGGCCGGACGGCCUGCCCCCGCACGCUAACGCCACCCUCACCCGCAACCCGCGCGACGCUAGCAUGGGCAACCUGAAGCGAGCCAGCGCCGAUGUGGAGAUACUCAGCCCCCGCAGCCCGAUGGGGAAGGAGAGCAUGGUGACCUUCAGCAACACCCUGCCCAGGACCCACACCCCGGCCGUGGAAGAGGUCCCAUCCCGCCGCAACGCCAGCAUCCAUGCCUCCAUGGACUCCACCCGAUCCAAGCAGCUGCUCUCGCAGUGGAAGACCAAGAACGAGAGCCGCAAGCUGUCCCUGCAGGUGAUGGAGACGGAGGCUGGCCACUCCCCGCAGAGGAGCAUCGAGAUGCGCUGCAACUCGGAGCCCGUCCGCGUGGGUGUCAAUGGCGAGCACCACCCGCCCGGCAGCCAGUACGUCAAGCUUCCCACGGCCGGCGGCAUACCUCUCAUGCCCAACAACGCCAGCGGGAUGGUCGGCGGAGCCCGGGUCUCCAUCCAGUCCCGCCCGGGCUCCUCCCAGCUGGUCCACAUCCCCGAGGAGACGCAGGAGAACGUCAUCGCCUCGCCCAAGGGCGGCUCGGCCCGCUCCAAGUGGCUGAAGGUGGCGGAGAAGAGCGGGGUGUGCCGGGCCAACAGCCAGCCCAGGAUAAUGCAGGUCAUCGCCAUGUCCAAGCAGCAGGGCCUCCUGCAAGGCAGCCCCAAGAGCUCGGAGGGGAGCACGGUCAGCUGCACCGGGUCCAUCCGGUACAAGGCGCUGACCGACCAGGAGCCCGGCGGGAUCGUGCGGGUGGAGGCGCACCCGGAAAACAGCCACUGCCGGCCCGUGGUGCAGCCGCCCUCCACCGACGGGAGCGGCUCCUGGAAGUGGAAGCCCCAGGAGAGGCCCAGCCUCCGGCAGUCCUUCGAGCUCAAUGACCUGAACCGGGAUUCGGAGAGCUGCGAGUCGCUGAAAGACGCCUACGUCCCCAUCCCUGUGCCCGGCCCCAUGGAGCGCAGAAGGCCCUGCUCCGGCCCGGACCUGGGCUCCAACCACCACCAUCACUUCCACCACCACCACCACCACCCGCACGGGAUCACCACCAUCCGGGUGACCCCCGUGGAGGGCAGCGAGGCCGCUUCCGAGACCCUGUCCAUCGCAUCCAGCCGGGACUCCACCCUCCGGAGGAAAGGAAACAUCAUCCUCAUCCCAGACCGGGGCACCAGCCCAGACAACACCCGGAACAUCUUCUUCAAAGGGACAUCGCUGAGUCCGGUUUUCAAGGAGUGAGCCGCCCCCUCACUCCCCCAACCACUACCUUUGUACGUGGCCUUGAUCUGUGGAUUUACAAAAAAGAGCCAAUUGUGCAGCCUGUCAUCUUUGGAAACACCCCUCCAACUCCCCUUAGUUCUCGAAGAGUACAGUACAAGCCAAUCCAUCAUUCACCUUUUUUGAGAUACUGCUUUUUCUAUUACAGAAGCUGUAUUGUGCAUGUCUCAAUGAUUUGAUUUUGUUUUUAAUUAGUUUUUAUACUAACACAAAAGCACAAUCUAUUGUGAUGCUCUCUGAAGGUUUUUUUUUUUUUUUUUGCUUGUUUCAGCCAAAAUUGAACGUGGUCUACCUAAAAACCUCUGAAGGGUUCCGUAUCGUGCCAAAUUCCUUGAAACAUGCAGGAGAAGGUGUGCUUUUUUUAAAUAAUUCACUUUUGUCCAGUGCUCUUUCUUUAACUUUCAACCCUCUCUACAGCCACACAGCUUGGCACUCUUCUCCUGGCAGUGUUUAGGUGCUGUGAAAAAGAAUUUCAUACUGAAACUAUUCUGAAAAAAAGAUAUAUUUUUUUCAAUGUAAAUAUUUAUACUGAACACCUGGUGAGCUAGAGCACCACCCUUAUUGAAAUUUGUCAAUACGUCAAAUUUGAUAGUAUAAGAACAAUAAUAUUUAUGAAUUAAUUUUACUAUUUAGUUUUGAACUAAAUGAAUAAAGUAGAUACAAAUAUUUUAACCAGAACAUAUUAAUUCACAAGAGAAAAUUUCUGGAUACAACAUAAUAUGAUUGCUGUGUGGCUUUUGAGUUGAUAACUUUGUGUAUCCAUACUGGUAUGGUGCCCCUCACCGUAUUACCCAAAUAUUAUAGAUUGCUUACAUUUUAUCAUUCAUCAUACCUGAUUGUAUCAGUACAAUACGGGCUACAGGUAAAAGGACAUGGCAUAUUUUUUUCACUUUUGUGGUUGCUGUACUAUAGAUAUCUCUGAACAAUGCAUUGAUAUGGAAUAUGCUGAACAUUUGCCCAAACAAAAUGCCCUGCAUUUUUUCAGCAGCCAAGUGCAGUUGUGUUAACAUAACUAUUCUAAAAUAUAUCCAUUCCCAAGAUUGGAAAUGCAAUGAAUGCUCAAGAUUCAAAAUCAAAUGCAUUCCCUGGAUUGCAAAUUAAGUGUGAACACAUUGGGCAGAACACAACUAUUGCCUGCUUUGUAGUCUAGGUCAAAAUAAUGCAUUGCAUUUGUAAAACCACUUUUCCUUCAAUUUUAUUUUGUACAAUGCAAUACCACAGUUUUAUCUUAUUUUAUCAUAUGUGACUUUCUAGUACUGCAUCAAUAUUCUCCAAUUGUAUUAUGGUACAUGAAUGCCUAAUGCAAAAUGUAAAAGAAAAUACUGGCUUAGCUUCACACUUGUAUAUAUGAUAUUUCUAUUUACGCAGUGUAGUGUGUUCUUCUAUGGAAUCCUAACUAAACAAUGGGUCUAGGCAUAAUUUGUUCAUUUUGCUUUUGAAUCUGAAAUGGAAAUUGUCUUGUGAAGAGGUUAAUUAGUUUAACAUACUUUAUAUUAUACUAUUUAUUGAUUGUCACCAUGUCAAUUUGUAUGUAAAGGAAUUUAUAUCAGAACAAACAAAAUACAAUUUUGAGGGCAAGAGCAUACUAAACAGACUGCAUGUCAUUCUCAAUUAAGAACGUACAGUAUUUGUUACUCUAUAUUCAUUAUGCAUUUAUGAUGAUUCAGUCAUUGGGAUGAUUACCCCAAAUUCUUCAUCAAGUUAUUCCAAUGUUCUUAAUCCUUUGUUUUUGUUUUUGUUUUCCAACACAGCAAGCAUUUUUUCGUACACAGCACACAGUUUUCUAACACAUUCUUAUGUCUGUCUUGGUCAGUUGAAUUUGUUGUAGAAAAAUGUCAGAAAAAAGAACUUGAAAAUAGUGGCACUCUAAAUGCCCCAAGUUUUUUCUGAAAUUGAAAGACAACGAACGUACAAUGCGAAUUGUUUCUUUGUCCAGAGUUGCAUGUUCACACAUGCAUACUUUACACAUGCUACACACACGUGCACUCACACACUCAUGCACACACACAUGCACAGUGUAAUAUUGUAAAAUCAAGUGAGUCAUCCACCAUACUCUAGGAACUACAUAAAGAUAUGUAUGUGUUCUGUAUUCUUCUGAACUCUAAUGCUCUGCUCUCACAGUCUUUUUCAAGUGCAACCUGCCAUUUGUACAUGAAGCAGAACAAGCAAAGUCUGAAAUACUCUUGUAGAUUUUGCAGUUCAGUAAAAUGGCAAGGUAAAGUGGUAGCGAUUGUUACCAGCCAAAUGAGCCCAUCAUCUGUGUCCUCUUCUUUCCAUCUGGAAUUUAGGGAUGCCUAACAUUUCUGCUCCUAUGUCUCUGUACAAGGUUAAACUUUUUCAUGGGGGUGUUAUAGUGCAGAUUCCUUGUUGUCCUUUCUUGUUCUGUAUUUACAAAGUUGCACUUAAAGUAAACCGCUCACAAUCAUCUCUCACUCAAGUGCUGAAAUAUUAUUGUUUACAAUAAGUGCAACAGUCAUCAUACUGUGUAGUGUGUGAGUUGUAUAUUUGCCAUUGGUUUUCACUGAAGCUUGCCAAAAAAGGAAUGUACAAAUAAUGUUUUGCUACAAUAUAGGAAGGUUAUAUAAGAGACCAUGAAUGGAUCCAUUAUUUUCAUGCUGAUUGACAAUACUUUGACUUAUUUUUAUGUUUUCAGUUGAGGAUUUCGUGACAUUACUAUAUAUUUUUAAAAGUCUGUGCCAAAAUGUUUUAUUAAAGGUGACACAUCAGUUGUUAAGGGUGUGAUAGUGUAAAUAUAAAAUCCAAAAUGAAGGAAUAUAUCUCAAAUAAAUGUCAAAAUAUAAUGCAGAUGUUAGAAACUAUGUCAUUUGUCACCACUUUCUUAAAAGUGAUAUUAUGUAUAUCUUGUAGAAUGUAUUCCUAUAUUUUGUAUUUGAUAUUCUGCCAUAUAUUGACAUAUAUAUACAUUUUUCACAGGGUCACAAAGAUUUAUAUAUACCUGUAUUCUGGUAACUUAAAAUAAUUUCAACUGUUGUGGUCUCUGCAGUCAUUUAAUACAAAACUAAAGGCUUUUUUAAAAUGAUAACUUUAUUUGCCAUUGGCUGGUACCUUGAUUUAUACUUACCAUGGAUUGGUCAAUCAAGUGUUUAACCUUUGUACCACUGUAAAUAAAUAUUUGUUACUUUGAUAGAGAAAAUACAUGUGGCAGCAUAUUUCAGACAGUGACUCCAAUAAGUAAGAUAAGAUGAUGCUUAUUUAUUUUAUUUCAUUUUUUUAAAGAUGCGUGUGUGUGAGUGUGGUUGUUGGAUGCCUCUGUAUAUAAGCUUUAGACCAUUGUUCCACAGUGUUUUACUAGCAAACAUCAUUAGCUUCUGUUGGUCGGCGUGGGAAACAAGACAGUGGCUUCGCAAGCAAAUGGAGUGGCACAUCAGCAUAGCUUCAUGACCACUUCCAGGAAAUGGAACAAGAAAAAACUUUGGGAAAGAUUUUUGGAGCUGGCUGCAUUUGGCCUUCAAUCUUUCCUGGGCUGACAUGAGGAAGUUGUGAUUUGUCUGACGAAUGAAAUAAAUGUUUGCUAUUAAAAAGAAA
Conger conger (European conger) is the source of this 5872-nucleotide messenger RNA. It is a transcript of the gene plppr4a, whose product is annotated as phospholipid phosphatase related 4a. The transcript has 7 exons. The record is from RefSeq and is a predicted model, not a curated record. Gene Ontology annotation, biological process: signal transduction; phospholipid metabolic process; phospholipid dephosphorylation. Gene Ontology annotation, molecular function: phosphatidate phosphatase activity. Bases 53 to 2287 code for a protein of 744 amino acids. Lineage: Eukaryota; Metazoa; Chordata; Actinopteri; Anguilliformes; Congridae.